Molecule: messenger RNA, 1263 nt
Organism: Microthlaspi erraticum
Lineage: Eukaryota; Viridiplantae; Streptophyta; Magnoliopsida; Brassicales; Brassicaceae
Source: the annotation of a GenBank genome assembly
AUGUCAACUCCGCCGUCUAAUCCGGCUAAUGAGCCAUACUCUCCGCUGUCAAAUCCGCGAAGAAAGGCUUACGUCCUCCUCUCCGGGCUGCUAUCCGACCCUGGCCUUGUCUACAGUGACUUCACAAAGGGCUUUAUCAUGCGUCAUCUGGUUGACCUAGUCUCUUCCGACGUUCUUCUGCAGUACAAAAUCGAGCCGGUUGAGCACAACGGCUCCUCCGUCAAUCUGCUUCAGGCGUAUGGAUCUAUCCCGUCCUCGGUUGUCACCAUCUGCUUCCCGCAGGAUUACCCUCAUCGCUGUCCUAGAGUCCGCGUGAAUCCCAGAGACGAUGCGGUCUUCAGUGACACCAGCUGUGUCGAUUCUUCUUCUGGUGCGGUGUCUCACGCUUAUCUCGGCUCUUGGAAAUGCCAUGAAUCCAACCUCGCAUCGCUCGUCGAGGAACUCAGCAGAGAAUUCACUAGCCAUCCGCCUCUUACCUUCCCUCAUUUGAAAGGGGUUUUGACGCCUGAUCAGACAAAGUUGGCAAAGAUUCUAAUCGAAAAUGGUGGGAAGAAGCUUUAUGAGAGGUUUGGAGCUUUACCUCCGGAUUACCAAAAGGAAGUUUUCGAAGAGAUCACUAACAAAUAUCGAAGACAUCCUGAUUUAGCGACCUACAUCAAGAAUACGGAAACGAGGGUAGAAGCAUUCAUCAAGAAUGUGGAAGAUGUUGCUUCAAAGUAUCUCAAAGAACCAGUCUCUUGUGAUUCAUCUUCUGGUUCUGGGACGAAUGGUCAGAUGAGUCCUCUGCAGCAUUCUGGUCCCGCGGCUGUGUUAAAACCGGAAGCAGAGAAAGAGAUCUCCGAACUGUUUACCUCCACGUCUCAGCAAGAUCUUGCUUACAGUGACGCAAGCAGGGAGCUCAUCCAGAAGCACCUUCGUGAGCUUCACCUUCUUUACCCUGACAAGGUUACUGUGAAGCACGACUUGUCCAAGCCUUAUAUCGAGAUAGCUGUGAAGGUCCCAUAUUGCCUCGAGGGAAGUAGCAACAACUCUGCACCUGUCAACAUCUACCUCACAAAGCUCUACCCUGCUAGUCGUCCUCACGUUGGCUUGGAUUGCCCUAGCGAUCAAGUCAUUAAGGAGAAACGGCUGAGUGUCGCUCCUGGUGGUACCGUGUAUUUCAGCUAUCUCCGGACAUGGAAUGAGAAGGAAUCCGAUCUGGCUGGACUUGUCUCCUAUCUCAGCGCUGAAUUCACCUGUGAAGAGCCUCUGGAAAGCCGCUGA